Scleropages formosus (Asian bonytongue) is the source of this 2480-nucleotide messenger RNA. RefSeq names its product ceramide kinase. The coding region runs from base 386 to 2191 and encodes 601 amino acids. NCBI's taxonomy places the organism in Eukaryota, Metazoa, Chordata, Actinopteri, Osteoglossiformes, Osteoglossidae. The record is from RefSeq and is a predicted model, not a curated record. Gene Ontology annotation, biological process: phosphorylation; ceramide metabolic process. The transcript is spliced from 13 exons. Gene Ontology annotation, molecular function: ceramide kinase activity.
CAGAGCGCGGCAUUGUAAUUAUGCGCACAGGUGCGAAAGAAAAGGAGAGAAGGAAAUAAGUUGUCAAGUCGGCGCCCACAAUACAAACACAGCAGGCGCUUUGAAGAGGAAAAUGGUGGAGAAAAUAUAGCAGGGAUACUUACGGGAUAUCAUCAUCAUCAUCAUCAUCAUCAUCAUCAUCAUCGUCGUGUGUGUGAGAAAGGAUUUUUCUCUACAACGCGGACACGCUGGUGGCUAAGUUGCUGACUGAGUGUGCGGGAUGGUGCUUCACCUGGCUGUCCACACUCGGAAUCCUGACUCGUGAAGCACAAACAGAUAACUAUAUAUAGAAAUAUACAUGAGUGCGGUCGGGGGAUAAGAAGUGUGUGAGAGAGGCGCGCGAUCGAUGGACGCGGACGCGCACCGGCUCGAGUCCAGCCUGUGGGUGGGCAGGAAGCGGUACCGGGCUGUGCUCAGCGGGUGGUACCUGAGCUGGACCCAGCUGGACAAGCGGAACCGCGAGCACAAGACUGUUUCAGUGCCUGUGUCCGAGUUGAUUGGAGUUGAGGAAGGCCAAGUGGAACUGCAGCCUGAGAAGAAAGUGACGGAGAGUGACGGAGACUUCACCGUUUUCAGCAUAAAGCGCCAUCGCAAAGGCCGCGGUUCCGGAGCGCUGUGGACUGUGGGCCGGAUCCAGUUUUGUUGUCCCAGCCGAGACCUGAGAGACCGCUGGGUCACGCAGCUGAGGAGUGCCCUGAAGACACACGGCCCGUCCCGCCCGCACCGGCUCCUGGUGUUCAUCAAUCCCUUCGGGGGAAAGAAGAGAGGGAGCCAGAUCUACCGCUCUCUGGUGGCCCCGCUCUUUGAGCUCGCUGGAAUCAGUGCUCAUGUUGUGGUGACCGAGAGAGCCAACCAGGCAAGAGACCACAUCUUGAAGAAAGAUUUAACGGGUUUUGAUGGGGUGGUGUGUGUCGGAGGAGACGGGAUGUUUAGCGAGCUCCUGCACGGUGUGAUCGGGCGAACGCAACAGGAGGCCGGGUUGUCGGAGCACGACCCCGCCGCGGCGUUGCAGCCGUGCAACCUCCACAUCGGCAUCAUUCCUGCAGGCUCUACCGACUGCGUCUGCUUUGCCACGGUGGGUGUGAACGACCCAGUGACUUCCGCUCUUCAUAUCAUCAUAGGAGACUCUCAGCCGCUAGAUGUAUGUUCUGUGCACCACCUCUCUACGCUCGUCCGCUACUCUGUCUCUCUUGUGGGUUAUGGAUUCUACGGCGAUGUGCUGGCAGAAAGCGAGAGAUAUCGUUGGAUGGGACCUCUCAGAUACGACUACUCAGGCUGCAUGACGUUCCUCAGUAACAGGUGCUACAGAGGGACGGUUCAGUUCCUGCCUGCCGACUCUCAGCUCUCCAGCCCCCGGGACAACACGCGAUGCCUCUCGGGGUGCCAUGUGUGUUCAGAGAGCACGGAGAGACUCUUUUCCCGGAGUGACUCCGGCUCCCAUGCUGGAUCCCUGUACAGCUCCCAGUUCAGCCAGUAUAGUUCCCCGUGGGAAGGCGAAUGGGAGACAGUUGAGGGCAGGUUCAAGUGCAUCUCCCUCACGUGCAUGUCCAGCUCCUGUCCCCGAAGCCCCCUGGGGCUCUCCCCCUCCGCACACUUGGCUGAUGGGACAGCUGACCUCAUUCUAGUGCGGGACACGCACCCCCUGGGCUUCCUUACGUACCUCCACAGGCAUACCAACUCCCAAGACCAGUUUGACCUCCCCUUUGUUGAGGUCCACCGGGUCAAAGCGGUGCGAUUCCGUCUUCCGCCCGGUGAGGAAGAGCAAGCGGAGCAGGAAGAACCGGAGGUGCUGGAGGACCCGGAGUGCGAAGAUGCGGUGGCAUCGGGGGCUGACGGCAGGAGCGAGAGGCCUGGGGGUAUGAACUGGAUCAGCUCCGUGCAGCACUUGUCUGCCAGGGCCAAGGAGCGAGGGGUGACGGGGGCCAAAAAGAGAGGCAAGAGAGACUUCCUGUGCGGACCUUGCUGCCGUAGGUCCCCCACGGUCUCCGUUUGGAACUGUGACGGGGAGCUGCUGCCCUUCACGGAGAUCCUGUGCAGGGUCCAUGGGCAACUGGUGCGUCUGUUUGCUCGGGGCAUCGAGGAAGGAAUGGUCGCCUACAGGGGGACUCUGGGAAACAAGAGCUGCAAGGGAAAGUAUGUUCUACACACAUGAUGGACAAGAGCAGCUUUGAUGUAAAGGACAGAAAAAAUGUUUCCGAGCAGAGCUGAUUGCACAAAUGGUUGAGCUGAUGGAGAGGACAGUUGUUGCUGCGAGUACGUGAGAAAAUGUUUGUGCAAUAAAAUUUAACUGUGUAGUUGUCUAGCGCCAUUUCAAUAUGAGAUGGAUGAAUCGUGUGAGUUUAUGGCUAUUAAUGUUGGAAUGCUCCAUUUUUUUUUUUUAAAUUUCUGAACAUUUCUAAUACAGCUGCAUUGAAACUAGCGGCUAUAACAAAUUUGAAUUA